Blumeria graminis f. sp. triticale is the source of this 3675-nucleotide messenger RNA. Lineage: Eukaryota; Fungi; Ascomycota; Leotiomycetes; Helotiales; Erysiphaceae. The record is from the annotation of a GenBank genome assembly.
AUGAGUACUAGGGAAAAAAUUAUGCGCUUGCUAGGGCAAUCAUCAACGAAUGCUACACCCCGCGAGGACCUAGAUGUAUCUCAGCUCAAUUCUCAGAAAUUAAGAGCAAGACCACCUCAAAAUUUAGCCUUCUGCGUGGGAAAAGAAAUAUCAUGCCUUGAUAAAUCCCCUGAUUGUCUUCGGGUCGUUAUUGCAGGGCCGGGGGUCUUCAAAAUACUUAAGGUUGAAGAUUCAUCCAUCACCGAGGAUAUUGAUUUGAAAGCAAUCAUUUGGAUCCAUGCCACGAGUCGCAGCUCAACUGUUCUCAACCCAGAACCAAGUACUAAUCUAAAUAUUGUUGCCGUGAAGUGGCUACAUGGUGGUUUAAAUAAAGUAAUUAUUGCUGCCUCAACAAAUGGGCUCAUUACAGCAUACGAUAUAAGUCAAAUAGGAGAAGGGCUGGAGAUAGCCAGAGUCAAAGCUCACGCUCGAGAUAUCUACAAGCUUGCUGUCAGUCCCCACAAACCGCAAUGGCUUUUAUCCGCCAGUCGAGAUGGAACGGUCAAAAGUUGGAACAUCAGAUCUCCCGGUGAGGAUUCAAAUAUUCCGUACCUUCGGCAGUGGCAUACUUUUAAAUGUACCUCAGAGGUUUUAGAUGUAGAAUGGUCACCAACAGAUGGAUUCAUCUUUGCAUGUUGUACAGAUCUCGGCCAGGUCUUGAAGUGGGAUCUAAGAGAUCCUAUAAAGCCCAUGUUACGGAUUAACGCGCAUUCUGGUCAGUGUAGCUCUAUUUCAUGGCACCCAAAUGGUGAGCAUGUCACAACUGGUGGACAAGAUCAGUUCUGCUUUGUGUGGGACCUUUCUAAGAACGCAAAGAAGAACCAAAAGGCGCUCCAUAUUCUUGAAACUAGAGCACCAAUUUCGAUUGUAUCUUGGCGCCCAGCGAUUCAUAGCUCUUCCACCAAUGGGAAGAAAGCCUCUCAGAUUAUCAUUGUAUAUCGGGAUGAUAGAAAGAUGGAAGCUCUAGUAGAGAUCUGGGACUUAAGUAGACCAACCAUGCCAAUCAAGCAGUUACCGUACAACCCAAGGCCUCCUCGGGAAAUGAUAAAUGCAUCUACUGUUCAACAACGGCCAGAAUUAAAGGGUCUCGAGGACACGCUUGAAGAUAAGCCUCCAUGCGACGAAGGUUGGGACACCGCUCCUAAUGGUCUUGUCUGGAAGAAACCUGAUAUUUUAUGGACAAUUAAUAACACUAUUGGUACAACAAAAUAUGGUAACAGUACUAUGAGAGAGGGCUGGUUCAUCCAGUCGGAUAUGAUGUUUGUUCCCCGCUUAAUAGACAGGCGAAGCUUAUCAAACUUUUCUUUCUCUACAGCUGGGAAGAUUUUAAUGAUUCUAGAGCAACGAUCAAUUGUUCGAAGACGCAGAUCUUCUGCUAUGAUAUCUGAUAGAUUUCCUGAAAAUUUAUGCCACGAAAGUUCAAAAAUGUGUAUCAGUCCGAGUGACUCUGAAGACGAUGUGAUAUCAAGCGUGUUAGCUUCAAAUCAGGAAAAAAUAAAGCUCCGCCGAAUGAGCAGUAGUCGUUCCGCACAGCUAAACCCAGCCUCUCCAAGCAAUAUUAGAAUUGCUGGAGGCAAAACGAUAUCAGAAGAAUCUAAUAAGGUUACUAGAUCUUACCAGUCACAACAGGUAAUGGCUGUCGGUAAUUUUCCGACUGCAUUGAGCACCUUGGAUUAUCAGCAUUUUAGUAGCCAAUACUUGACACGACUCCUGAAAUACGAUUCGAGUAACGUGCUUCCGCACGAACGUAUCAGCUCAAUAUUAGAAGAUUAUGGGUGCAUAGCCGAAAUUCUUGGCUACUAUCGCCUAUCUCAGACAUGGAGACUUCUUAAAACAAGUAUUGGUUUACUUUUGACGCGAAGAGCUGAGUACCAUCGAGACUCUCGGCUAGAAUAUCAGCAAUCGAGAUCAGACUACAGCUCAUUUAGUCCAACACAAUUCAAUCUUCAGCCUGAUGAUAGUAAAGAGAUUGACCUAAGGGCAUCGGCACAAAGACAUUUCGAAGAUAAAGUUUAUGAUAUUUUCGAGAAGAAUGUAUUUGAGAAGGAGGAAUCUACCCCUGAGUUUGUAGUCUCGCAAGCUCGUCUUUCCAGAGAUGGUAACUCAUCUCGUGAAACGGGAGUAUUGCCUUGUAUAUCGAUCAUAGAAAAUGAUGCCCUUAAAUCUUCAGAGACAACUAGCCUGGUAGAUCAUAAUCUAGCUCAGAUCCCUGUAUCCAACUCAUUUAAAGCUGAUGGAAAUAGUGGGGGACUCGAGUUGAGAUCUUACACUAUUGACUAUACAUCGACCCCACUGAUACCUCCUAGUCAAGCUAGCUCUGAGAUCGUUCAGGAGAUCUCAAAUUUGAAGGAUUUUGAUCCGAUAGAACAUUCAUAUUGUCGCUCAACUUCUAAUGGCCAAAGAGAAAAAGAACUUUCAAAGUUAAAUGACAGUUUUCUCCAGACACAAGACCACGAAGAAACCGACAAUUUAGACCAAAAUAGCUCCAGUAGUCUCGGAUAUACUUCUUCACAGGAAGCAAAACAGGCUCGAGAAGAAUCAGUACUUCAACCUGCGUUAAGGAAAAUAACAGAUCCUCAGCUUCCAUCAGUCGAUAUUAAAUAUCAAGCUCCUGCCAAUGAGGUAGAUAGACCAAAACCUAUCGGUCUACACCUCUUCACUCAUCAACCCCCUAUGAGUGCUAAGGUUGAUAAAAAUCCGUCUUUUGUACAAUCGGACUUUUUACAUGAUCCAAACGAUCCCAUAUUCACACAUCCAAUUAUAGAUCCUAUCGAUUUUAUUAAAGAACUGGUAACUUACAAUACGACCACAACAUCAACACCUAUUCACUUAAUUCCUAUCAUUCUCCUUCUUCUUCCAUUCCUCCCUCCAAAUACUAUCGAUCCUCUUCAUGCUAGCCAAAUCAUGUCGCACUUUCAUUCUCGUCUUAACAGUCUGGAGCUUUAUAUUGAAGCUGCAAUCUUGCGAAAACUCUGCGUCCCGGACUAUCCCGAGGUUUACACGGCUUUUCAUGAAAAUAUCCGAGUAAGUCCCUUUUGCACGGUAUGUAACAAACCUUUUGAUCCCAUAUCACGUAUACAAAAUUCAAACUGGAAAUGUCCUCGUUGUCAGGAAUUCAUGGCACCAUGCCCGAUAUGUGAGCAACGAGAAUAUCUUGCCAGCGACUUGGAUACGUGUGAAACGUAUAAAGGCAACUAUGAUUUUGACACGCACGAUUUUCGGCCCCUUCGAACAUGGUGGUACUGUCCAGGCUGUGCCCAUGGAGGUCACGUAGCUUGCAUUCAAGAAUGGCAUGCCACACUGGACCCCGACAAUGAUCCGGACUCCAUCUAUUCCAACGGCGGCUGCCCUGUCGUUGGCUGUCUACAUGCCUGCCUAGCAGGAAGUUGGCGGGACGAAUUAGCGAGUGAAAGGAAAUUCAGCCGAGAGCGAGAGCGAAAUACUACUGUCGGUGACAGUUUAUUCACCGGUAGUACACGGCUUACCUCCGGCGGGCCCGGAUCUGCCUUUGUCCGUUGUAGGCGAGACACAAUUCACAACUUUGCAGUUGGUGAUAUGGAUGUACAUCCAGCAACGGCUAUCGAAGAAGCUUCUUUGCACGAAGUCGAGAGGGAGAGAGUCGAUCUCAUUAACUGA